UGUCAGAGUCGCUUCCGCCAGGGAGGGUCACGUGAGGGUUGGCAGGGUCACGUGGUCGUGUAGCUGUCAUGGCUGAUGCGGAGAACAUCAAAUCUCUGAGUGGUUUGCUGAAUGGGAUUGCUCAGAGCAGGUAUUAUGGGAACUCGGAGAUUAAUGAGGAGCUGCUGAAAAGGGAGCUGUACCCCGAUCUGCCGCUAGAUGAGUUCCGAGCGCUUCACGACAAGAUGCAAGGCAUUGUCAAGUCUGUAGUGUCUGCAGAUAUGGAUGCAAACCAGAUUGAGGCUUUUCUGACAGCACAGACUAAAAAGCAAGGGGGAAUCACGGUUGAACAAUCUGCAGUCAUCGCUAAGUUUUGGAAGAACCACAAAAGAAAGAUUCGGGAAAGCAUGAUCAACCACACCAGAUGGGAGAACACCCUUAAAAGCUUAAAAUGGAGGGUAGAUGUAAAAUCACAGUCCAGGUACUCAGACCAAGUCAGCAAUGCUGCUGCUGUGGUGGAGAUGGAGAUUGGGGCAAAUGACAAGCAACCUGAAUUUUUGUGCCUUGAAUUCAAUGAAGCCAAACUGAAUGAAAUGCUGAAGAAAUUGUCAGAGGUGGAGGAGAGCCUGGCUGCAUUAACACAGAUCAGUUAAUCAAUCAAAGAAAAUGUGUACUUGUUAUAAUAAAGUAUUAUGAAAAAAAA
Messenger RNA from Rana temporaria (common frog), 682 nucleotides. RefSeq names its product copper metabolism domain containing 1 (gene COMMD1). Gene Ontology annotation, cellular component: endosome. Lineage: Eukaryota; Metazoa; Chordata; Amphibia; Anura; Ranidae. The transcript is spliced from 3 exons. Gene Ontology annotation, biological process: copper ion homeostasis; positive regulation of protein ubiquitination; negative regulation of sodium ion transmembrane transport. The record is from RefSeq and is a predicted model, not a curated record. Bases 69 to 632 code for a protein of 187 amino acids.